This is a messenger RNA of Gilbertella persicaria, 1359 nucleotides long. Its product is annotated as pyridoxal phosphate-dependent transferase. The transcript is spliced from 6 exons. Gene Ontology annotation, biological process: biosynthetic process. The record is from RefSeq and is a predicted model, not a curated record. Lineage: Eukaryota; Fungi; Mucoromycota; Mucoromycetes; Mucorales; Choanephoraceae. The coding region runs from base 9 to 1271 and encodes 420 amino acids. Gene Ontology annotation, molecular function: pyridoxal phosphate binding.
CACAGAUCAUGUCAACAGAAGAACAUAAACCUCGCUUUCAUUUGAAAGAUAUCGCAGAAAAGAUUCGAAACAAAAUUCUUGCAGAACAUGAUUCUGAUGCACAUCAAUUGUUAAGAAAUUCGCCAGGUAAUGAAAAUAAAGCUCAUUCAGCCCAAGACAAAGGGAAUGUGUAUGGUAUUGAACACCCUGGAUCCACGGGUGUUAUUUACGUUAUGGAUCGUGCUACAAAGAAUGGAUAUACUUCGACAAACACAGAAUGGUCCAACUUUGGUCAAGGCGCACCUGAAGUGGGUCCUAUUGAGGGCUGUAUGGAUAGACCAGAAACGAUUGACAUACCACACGAUGCGUAUGAAUAUGCACCUACAAGCGGUACCACUGAAUUAAGAACAGCAGUGGCUAAUUUAUACAACGAAAUCUAUCGUCAAGGCAAGGAAUCCAAAUAUACGCACGAAAAUGUCUGUAUCGUUCCUGGUGGUCGUGCAGGUCUAUCUCGUAUUGCUUCUGUGAUUGGUAAUGUGAAUGUAGGCUACUUCUUGCCUGAAUACACAGCGUAUGAACAAAUGCUUUCUGUAUUCAAACGAUUUGUGCCUAUUCCUGCUACCUUAGAUGAAGAAUCAAAUUAUCAUAUUGACCCCGAAACUAUCCGAAAAGAGAUCGCUGGGCGUGGUUUAGGCGUCAUUGUAGCCUCAAAUCCUCGUAAUCCUACUGGUCAAGUCAUUAAAGAUGAAGAAUUGGCUGAGCUGGUUGAUAUUGCCAGAGAACGACACGCAACAUUUGUCAUGGACGAAUUUUACUCCGCCUAUAUUUACAACCAAAAAGAAGGCAAGACUGUCAGUAUCACAGAGUUUGUGGAAGACGUGAAUAAAGAUGCUGUUAUUGUGGUAGAUGGUCUUACAAAGAACUUUCGUAUGCCUGGCUGGCGUGUUUGCUGGAUUGUAGGACCCAAAUCAGUUAUUACAGCAAUGGAAAUGGCAGGGUCGUUUUUAGAAGGUGGUGCAAACCAUCCCCUUCAAUUAGCAGCCAUUCCUUUCUUGGACCCUGAAAAGUUUCGAAAUGAAGCCAAGGCACUUCAACGUCAUUUUAGACAAAAAAAGAUUAUUAUCGUUGUACCUGGUAUCUUUUUUGAUGUGAAUCCUUCGCAUCGUCGUGAAUUGUUUGAAUCCCCUUGCCAUCAUUUUGUUCGUUUGAGUUUUGGUCCACCUAUGGAUCAACUCAAGCUUGGAUUGGAUCAUAUUGAGCGCGUCAUUCGAAAAUUUACAGCCAAAGAAUAGUACCAGAUCGUAUUCAGUUUUGUGUUACAUCUAUUUUUUUUUGUAAAAUGUUUAUGCAAAGCAAGCAAUAAAGUUUUUAUUUAUCAUA